CUCUGCCCGCGUUUGUCUGGACCCGUUGAACCCUCAAUACCCUUCAUCGCUACACCACAGAAAUCUGCCACCAUGACUGAUAAGCCACCAAGCAACAGAGACGUAAUGGACAGGGCCGCAGAGCCCCCAUUGAACAUGACCAAUGACAGGGGCUCGGACGGAGCAGCAAACUCGAAGCCGGACGACGCACCCAAGACUGGCGAAGAAGAACCCAAGACGGGCGACAAGCGCGCGGCGCCCGACGACGCCAAUGACGCGCACAGCGAAUCGGACCACGAAGAAGACACGUCUUACAUCUCGCUGGACGGUGAGAUGAUUGACAAGAACCCGGACCAGGUGCGGCGACAGAUCCACCGCUUCCUCGACAAUGGCGGCAUGAAAGUCGGCGAGUUCCAGAGCGCCAUUGGCGUUUCCAGCAAUGCCUACUCGCGCUUCAUGGGCCAGCAGGGCCCUACCAAGGGCCAAAUGAGCGACGUGUACCAGAACGCGUGGGCCUUCUUCAAGAAGCGCGAGCUCAAGGGCAUUCCGAUGCCUCGCAAGAAGGCCAAGAAGGCGGACGAGAGCGACGAAAAAGACCAACACGUCGGCCGACGUCGACAUCUCAGAUGUGCACCUGCCGGGGGAAGAAGACGACGCGGUCGAGGUGUACGACACGUGCGACGAGAUCCGCAAGAAGAUCAACGCGCACCUGCGCAAGCCCGGCGUGACGCAAGCGCAGUUCUGCCGCGACCUGGUGGCGCAGUACCACGGGCCGAAGAAGCCGUCGCGCAUCCAGUCGUCGCAGCUGGGCGCGUUCCGCGGCAAAAAGGGCCCCGAGGCCGGCAACACUAGCGCCGUCUUCUACGCCGCCUACUGCUUCUUCGAGAAGCAGCGCCUCAAGGAGAAGAAGCCCAAGAGCAAGCAUCGCCAGGACAUGGAGAACAUCUGGGGCAAGCGCGGCGGCUUCGACAUCGAGACCAAUCACAGCAGGGGCAUGUUUGUUAUGGCCAAUGAGGUGCCAGUGAUGGACAAGUAUGGUCAGGUUGACUUCCUCAAAAAAUAAUCGGUGAUUCUUGGCACAAAAGUUGCGGGCUCAGCUGCGUGUCUGGUUGUGGCUCUCUCACUCUCGUUGGAGCAAACGAUUAUGGAUGGGGGUUUGGUGCGGAUUCUUGGCAUGUAGGUAAUAUUUUCUUACGAUUUAAUGG
Messenger RNA from Aplosporella prunicola CBS 121167, 1184 nucleotides. RefSeq lists its product as uncharacterized. The coding region runs from base 136 to 831 and encodes 231 amino acids. The record is from RefSeq and is a predicted model, not a curated record. The transcript has 4 exons. NCBI's taxonomy places the organism in Eukaryota, Fungi, Ascomycota, Dothideomycetes, Botryosphaeriales, Aplosporellaceae.